Fraxinus pennsylvanica is the source of this 933-nucleotide messenger RNA. The record is from the annotation of a GenBank genome assembly. NCBI's taxonomy places the organism in Eukaryota, Viridiplantae, Streptophyta, Magnoliopsida, Lamiales, Oleaceae.
AUGAGCAACACCGCAUCGGAACUGAGAGGCACACUCCUCUGUGCACGAGGACGGAGGCACGCGUACGAAUGCACUACGUUAUCGAGCUCAAUUAACAAAAACCGCCCACAGACUCUGUUCCCAGACGGCUACAAGCGACCUGAGAUCAAGGUCCCGAAUCUCGUGCUCAGGUUGAGGUCUGAGGAGGUUUUACGGGACAAUUAUAAUGUUCUUGACGUAAUUGACAAUGCAGUCUCCGAUAGAGUGGGAAUUGUGGUGCUUAAUGGCGAAGGAUCAAGUGGCAAAAAGCUAUACGAAGCUGCGUGUUUAGUGAAGUCGGUAAUCAGGGACUACGCAUACUUGUUAAUUGAUGAGCGCGUUGACAUCGCAGCUGCUGUUAAUGCCAGCGGAGUAUUGCUUUCUGAUCAAGAUCUUCAAGCUUUAUCUAUUUAUAGAAGUUUAUCCAAUGUUGAUCUCAAGGUAGAGAUCAUUUCUCAAUCAUAUUGUGUGCCUCCGUGCACGAGAACGGAGGCACGUCGUGCCUCCGUCCCGGCGGUGAGACCUUGCCUCCGUGCACGAGAACGAAGGCACAUCAUGUCAGCGCUUGGAGGCUCUGGUGUCUCGGUGCAGAAUGUGGUUCCGUCGUACAGAGACACAUCGUGCCUGUGUCCGUGUGCACACGGCACCAGUAGAAAGGCAUGCUGGUAUGGAGUCACAUUGAUGCUUUUGUGGACGACGGAGGCACAUUUUGUACAUGGACAGAGGCAUGCUCGUCAACAUAGAGGCACUAUGGUACCUCCAUGGACAGAGUACCUCCGUGCAUGGAGACACAUCAUGCCUCCAUCCACAAGGCACAUUUGUGUGCAUGGUGCACCAGCACAAAGGCAUGCUGGUGUUUCACCAGCACAAAGGCAUGUUUGUGCUUCUAUUGUAUCCAUGAUGGAGGCAACAUAA